AUGGUAACCAAAGAUGAGCUCUCGUCAAACUUCCUUUUUGAAAUUAUGUCGACUGAGAUUGCUGAAGGCAAACACGAUGCUCUGAAGAAGAUCAAAGGAGUUGUCGAAUUCCAUAUCACUGUGGGAGGAGUCGAGAAACUCGUUUACACAUUCGAUCUUCGCAGCUUCCCAGGAACUGUUAAACCGGGACCAUCAAGUGUUAAACCGAAUUCGGUCAUUACGGUAGAAGAUGAGAACUUUGUGAAGCUUUGCCUUGGCGAAAUCGAACCGGUUCAAGGAUUCUUGACAAAGAAAUUCUCGGUUCGCGGCGAUAUUCUACUCAUGCAGAAACUGAAUACAGUUAUGCGAGGAGUUCGGAAAAAUCUUUUAUAA
This is a messenger RNA of Caenorhabditis bovis, 372 nucleotides long. The record is from the annotation of a GenBank genome assembly. Lineage: Eukaryota; Metazoa; Nematoda; Chromadorea; Rhabditida; Rhabditidae.